This is a messenger RNA of Caenorhabditis remanei, 1374 nucleotides long. RefSeq lists its product as uncharacterized. Bases 1 to 1374 code for a protein of 457 amino acids. The transcript is spliced from 3 exons. The record is from RefSeq and is a predicted model, not a curated record. Gene Ontology annotation, molecular function: chitin binding. NCBI's taxonomy places the organism in Eukaryota, Metazoa, Nematoda, Chromadorea, Rhabditida, Rhabditidae. Gene Ontology annotation, biological process: carbohydrate metabolic process.
AUGUCUUGCUACCAACCACUACUACCUAAUAUCCAUGACAUGGACCAGAAAAAGAGAUCAGCAGUUACACUUUGUAAUGUGCUUCUGACGAUUUUCGGAUUCUUUUUCCUAUUCUUUUGGUUUUCCCAAUUCCAUAAAAGUCACCCGGAAGACGAUUUGGAGCUUGAGCCAAUGCCUUUAAGAUUCCAGAGACCUGAAACGACUACGGUAGAGCCACGGACUGAAACGGCCGCCACACUGUUCCCUGCCAGAACCACCACAUUUGACUCGUUCCAAAAUGCCUACUCCGGAUUCCAAUUCACCAAACCCAUCGCCUGUGGUAAGCGAAUCGUCGGCUACUACAACGGAUGGAAUGGUCAGAAGCUGACGGAUUCGCAGCUUCAAAAAAUCACUCAUCUCGUUUUCGCAUUCAUGAAAAUCCAUAAAAACGGGACGGUUUCUUUCGAGAAUGACGAGAAGAAAUCGCUAUUUUUGGAGAUGAAAAAGAUGGCGAAGGAGGUGAACGAGGAGGUGAAAGUGAUGUUUUCAAUUGUCGGAAAGUAUAAUUCCGAGUUUUUUGGAAAGUUGAACGCGGAUUUUAAGAAAAGAAAAACGCUCAUCAACUCCAUCGUCUCAUUCCUCCAAGAAAACCAAUUCGACGGUGUCGACAUAUUCUGGAAAUGGCCUACAAGCCAAGACAAAGCAAACUACGUCUUCCUGCUCCGCGAGCUCCGACAGAAACUCCAGAAUCUGGAUCUCCAGAAUCCCAAAAUCCUGUCAAUCGUGACACCGUCAGUCGGUCUCGAGCUAAUGGACGGAUUCCAUUUGAAUGGAAUUUUGAAAUAUGUAGAUUUUGUGAAUGUGGAGACCGACCGGACCACCGGCGCGCUCACCGGCGCGCCAGCUCCUCUCUUCUCGGAAAUCGGACAGUACAAGGAAUUCAACGUGGACUGGACAAUGAGACAUUUGGCAUGUGUAACCGGGAAGCCGUCUCAGCUGAACAUGGGCGUUCCAUUCUAUGGAAGAUACUGGAAAGGGGUCGAGGGAGCAGUGGAAAAAGGGGAUGACAUGUGGAGGACUACCGGUAAAGACGUGGCAACCGGAACGGUAUUCUGGCGGAAUAUGGAGAAGGAGGGGUGGUCGAAGUCAUCGGCCACGUGGCAUCAGGAAUCAAGGACCCCCUAUAUUUGGGAUGCCAAGAAUCGGAUGUUUUUGGGAUUCGAGAAUGAGAAGAGUGUCGGUGAGAAGUUGAGAUAUACAAUCGAUAAAAAUCUAGGCGGAUUGACAAUAUGGACACUUGAAAUGGAUGAUGACGUGGAUUCUCUUCUGGAGGCUGUCACGACAACGUCAGAGGAUUGCGGGGGCUCGGAGGAGUUACAAUAUCAAUGUAAUUAA